Schistosoma rodhaini is the source of this 6092-nucleotide messenger RNA. The record is from the annotation of a GenBank genome assembly. NCBI's taxonomy places the organism in Eukaryota, Metazoa, Platyhelminthes, Trematoda, Strigeidida, Schistosomatidae.
AUUUAUUUGGAUCACAAUAUGAUCUCAGGUUGUGGUUGUCAGUUUACAUAUUUUCAGCACUGCUUUAAAUAGGUUUUUGAAAUUACCGAUGGACGAAUCAGUUAAAAAUAACCAGCAUACUUCUCAUUCCGAUCCCGAAGAAGUGAGAGUACUUGAAUCAAGCCUUAGAACAAAACAUAAGCAUAAGUCUCGUCAGUUUCCUGAUUUCAUAGACAGUGAAAAGACAAAACUAGACGUAACAAAAUCAAAUAAUGAUGAACCAACUGUUUCGAAGCCUCCUGUUGCGAAAAAAAGAAAGAAGAGUUCCAAGAAACCUGUAACUAUUCGUUCAAGCGAUAUGGCUACUGAGAGUAUUAAGAGUGUUCCUCCAGUUGAAAUAAAACAACGUUCCAUUGAUAAACGAAGAAGUAUAGUGGAAGAAGAGACUAAAGAUAAAAUUGUUCAAAAGAAGAAUCAACCAAUUUCAAUAUCACCAUUAAUGAAAUAUGAACAGUCAAAACAACUUGUUAAAUCAAAACCAUAUUAUCCAUUACCUGAAAGAAUGCAACGGUUACGUAGAAGUACAGGAUUAGGUGAAUUAUCAACAAGUCCUGAUUUAAGUUUAAGUGAUUUAAAAGGAAAUGAAAAUUUCAAUCAAAUAAAUAAUGAUGAAUUUUUCACCAAAGAAUGGUAUGAUAAUUCAAAACAAAAUGAUACUACUUAUAAUAUGGGUUCAAUAUCAAAAUCCAAACAAUUAACAAUGAAUGAACCACAAUCGAAAGUGUUAAAAGGUAAACGUUUUAAAAGUCAUUCAUCAAAGAUAAUACAAUCAAAUAUGGAAGAUAAUUCAAUGGAGACAAAUCAAGAAAAUCAACCACUUUUAGAGCUUGUUGAAAGAACAAAAAAUGAUCUUUUAUUAUUUGGUCGAUCAUCCUAUUUAUCUAAUCAUGAAAGAAUUAAAUAUGAAUCCAAAUUUUUAUACAAUCCAACUGAUAUAGAAGUACCUCUUGAUUUAAAAACUGGCGGUAAACUACCACGAUACUUAGAAGAUGAAGGUUAUUAUAUUGGUAAACAACCAUAUGUAGCUCCAACAAAUUUACGUCGUUUGGAAAAUCGUAUUUUAAAACAAAUUCAAAUGGAUGUAUAUGGAUUAAAAUCUAUCAGUGAUUUCCAUACAGCUGAUAUUCAAUUACUCAAUGGAACUAUACAAGAUCCGGAACUAGAAAGUAAAAAACGAUUGAAGAUUCAGUCAUGGUUUCGUGAAGAUGGUUCACUUGAUUUACAAUCAAAUCCAUUACGUAAUAUUCCAUCAAGACCACCUUUAUGGGAUGAUCAAUUUAAUCCAUUACCUGAAAAAUUACAAAUAUUUUAUGUACAUCCAAUGUCAUUUGAAAUGAUACAGAAUCUAUUCAAUAUGGAAUCAAAAGGUUUAACAACACAAAAUGCUUUAACAUCUUUAUCACAAUAUAAACAUAUUAGUUCAUUCAAUCAUGAUAAUAAUAAUAAUGUUGAAUAUCGUUUAUAUGUGAAUAUUCAACGUAUUAUAUUUGAUUAUCAUCCAUUAUUUAGUUUAGAACAUGUUUAUACACAAAAUUUACGUCAAAUUAUUCAAGCAUAUGAAUUAACAUUAUCGAAAGAUCAAGUAAAUGCAUGUAUUCAACGAAUUAGUGCCUUGAAACGAGCAUUGAGACAACUUGAAACAAAACGAAAUAAUAAUGCAAAUAUUUUAAGUCAAGAUGAACUAUCAGAUAUGGAUUAUCGUAUUGAAGAUUAUUAUCAUGAAAUUGGUUUAAUGCGUCGUGCAAGAAAUCAUGCAGAAGCUUAUGAAAAAGGAUUGUUGACUUCAGCACUUCGUGCAUGGAAACGUGUUAAAGAAGCAAGACAAACUAGUGGUUGUACAAAUACUACUGUACGAUUAAAAAUCACUAAACAAAUAACCAAUGUAGAACAAGAUCAAGCUGAUUGGAAUCAAGAAUUAGAUGAUAUUGUCAAUGAAGCAAAACAUGAAUAUGAUAUACAAUAUAAAAUAGAACAAAAGAAAUAUGAAGAAGAAUUGGCUAAAUAUAAGAAAGAGAAGAAACAACAAGAUGCUGCUCUUAGAAGACAACGCUUACGUGAAUCAGGUCAAAUAGAUGGUGAUUGGGAGGAUAAUGCUGAACUUGAACGUGAAGAUGCACAAAUUUUAGCACAACAGAAAGUCAAAAGAAGAAAUCCACCAAUACUUCCAAAACCAUUUAAUCCUCAAGAGAUUAAAGAUGAAACAGAAAUUAUUCUAAGAAAAUUUAGACGAUUACCAAAUGAACCAAAGAUCACUGUUAGUUUAGUUGAUGAUGCUGUCAUAUCAUCAAAUAAUGAAUGUCUAAGGACUGAGCUGAAUCGUCGUUUAAAAUUACUUGAGUAUACGUAUUUUAUCAAAUUGUAUUAUAAUCAUAAAUUAGUUGAAACUAGUGAACCACAGUUAUUAACUCAUAACUUUACACUAGAUUUCAAUUGGAUUCUACCAAUACAAAUACGUAAUCAACCAGAAUCUAUAAUAGCCAAAUUAUUUGAGAAACAUGGUUGGACAUCACAUCAAAUCGCUGAAUUUCAUAUUGCAUUACCAAAUGAUAUAGACAUUCAAAUGACAUCUAAACAACAGACAAAUCUAUCAACUGAAUUAGAUUUACAACGUUUACGAUUUACUGUAACAACUGGAUCAUCAUUUAAACUAGAUCAACUGAAAUUGAAUCAAAAACAAUCUAGUUUACCUUUAUCAUCAUCGUUUAUUGGUGGUAAAUCAAAGAUUCUCUUAGAAGAUUUAGAUGGUUCUGGUGAGAAAAUAGUAUGUUUACCAAUAACUGGAACAUUAUUAGCUACAACUCAAUGGAUAGCUAUUAAUUCAUCAUUGAAUAAUGAUAUGGAUAUUGAAGCAUGUCAUACAUAUUUAGAUAGAUCUCUUUACCCUCGCGGAUCAAUGAAAGGACGUGUUACAGAUUUACAAUCAUUAAUUUAUCCAACUACAUCGUAUUUACAACCGACACAGUUAUUCCAAUCAAAUCCAUUAUUCUUAAAUGAUACAAGUAAAGAUGAUGAUAAACAAGAUUAUAGCACUUCAAUACUUGAUCCUAAUAAUACAAUGGAUGCUAAAUUGCUAAAUUUGAUACAGACUGCAACAGGAACUCAUCUUCUAUCAAAUUCAUUACAAAUCACAUCUAAUCCCAAUGUAUUACAUCAUACACGAUUGAAUGGAAUUAAUUAUUUUCAAUUAAAUUUUUUAAUGGAAUAUUUUAAUUUUUGUACUGAUGAAGAUUUAGAUAAGUCGAAACGAAUACGUUUAAUUCAAUUAAGAAAUAAUCAUGUACCAGGAUUUCAAAAUGUCAUUAUACCGACGUUUGCUAAACAAAUACCUGAUGAAUUAUUUGAUUCAUUGAAUGAGAAGAAGGACUUAGACGAUGAACAGGAUGUAUUUUCUAAAGGGAUGAAAGCAUAUAAACAAAAGCGUAAAGUAUAUCUUGAAAAGAUUAAAUCAGAAGUUAAUCAACAUUUUCAAGAUGUAUUAAAUAAAAAAUCAUUACAUGAAAUUGUAAUUGAAGAAGAGAUACCAAAUAUUUUAUUCCUAUUGCCAUUUUUCAAAAGAUUAUUACAACCGAAACGUCCAUUAAGACCAAGAUAUGAAGAACGUCGACGUAUAGGUCCACAAUAUGUUCAAAAUUCUAGUCUUGAACUAAUAGUUACUAUACAUGGUGCUUAUAAUUUACCAAAUCGAUGUACAAAACGAACAGAUCAAUCAAAUUAUCGUAAUAAAACUGAGAAUGUCAACGAUCUUUUGAAACCAUUUGCUGUCAUUAAAUUUCAACAAAAUAAACGAUCAACUAUUACAUCAGAAGGUAGAAAUCCUAGUUGGAAUGCUGAAUUACGAUUUCCUUUCUAUUUAUCACCGGAAAAUCCAAAAUUAGAAAAUAUGAAAGAUCCUAUUAUUAUUAAUGUAUAUGAUCAAGUAACUUUCAGUCAGACAGAUUCAACGCAAAAUGAAUCAUCCCAUUAUAUACAACAUAUAGAACAUCGUUUAAUUGGUUCAACUGAAAUACCAUUGUCAACUGUUUAUUUAAAUACUAAGAUUAGUGGUAAAAUCAAUUUAUCAAUUCCAUUAAUUUUACAAGGAUAUGAAACAGUAAAUCCUGUCAAAUCAUCAAUUAGACCGAUGAUUGAUAUUUUAAUGACAUUAGAACCAUCAAUUUUCCCACCAACUCCUUUAAUUGAUACAUUUGUCUCAAUUGAAUCGCUUGAAGUGCAAGCAACUCUAUCGAAAUGGUAUAAGAAAUUAUCAAAGCAUAAAUUUAUGACUGAAAGACAAUUUAAACCAUUAGUAAUGAAUUCAGAUUGUCAAGAAAUAUUAAUGACACGUUUCCUGACUCCACUUAAUCCUCCAGAGGAAUUUCUACCGAAAUCAAAGACUGGUUUCAAUAUAUCAGAAUCUAUGUUACGUUUAGCUCGUUAUGUAUCACUUAUUCCUUAUGAAUCUGAUGUUGCAUCAUUUCCUGGUUUAGCACAAGUUUGGUGUACAUGUGACCAAUUUCUAAGUAUGUUAUGUGGUGAUGAAGAAGAGCAUGCCGUAUUAUUAGCAUGUUAUUUUAUGUAUCUAUUAAAGCAGAAUACAAUAGAUAAUAAUAAUAAUGAUGUCACAUUCACAAAAGAUAAGUCAGCAAAUCAAUCUAAUCAUAAAUCAAUCAAUUCAGUUUAUUUAUGUAUUGGUGAAGCUAUUCCUGAAGGUCGUACUGUUUAUAUAUUGACUGAAGAUUAUAUAACAAAUAAACAGAUUACUAAUCUUAUUAGUUGGCGUCUAUGGAACCCUGUAACUGGUCAACAUUAUUCAGUUCAUGAUGUGAAUAAUCCAUUACGUUCUGUUUGGGGAUUAGUUAAUUGCGAGAAUAUUUUAGCUAAUAUUCAACCGAAACAUGAACCAUGGGAAUUAGUAUGGGAUUUAAAUUCAAAAAAACAUUGGUUACCUGUUUUUGAUAAAAUAAUAUUGACCAAGGAUGAUAAUAAAAGUUGUGGCUAUACAAAUUUAUCACAAACUAUACAACCACAAAAGUUGACUUAUAUUAAUUUAGAACAACAUGAAGUGGAUUAUAUUAAAUUUGAAUUAGAAACUAUAUUGAGAGAUGCAUUAAUGGAUUGGCGUAAAACAAAAAUAACAAGGCUCAAUUAUGAAUUUAUGAAAGACUUUAAUAAGAUGCUUGAAAAGUAUAAAAAAUCAGGACAUAUCGACUGAUCACACUUUAUCACAUUAUGGACGACAACAUUGUACAAAGUAGCAGCUCCGUUGUAUCUCAUAUACUAACGGAAACGGAUAAUGUAUUUUAAUUACAUUGUAUCCCGUAGCAUUCCAUAAAAUUGAAGUGUUAAAGAAUGCCAUUGAAACUUACAAAAGAGUCACGUACGGUACACAUUAUACGCUUAGAAAAGAAUAAUGGUGCAUACUAUGAUGGAUUAAAUCAAUUACUUGAUCGAAUUUCCAACAAAUAUUAUAUUUAUGGAUUCCCAAUGAAUUUCUCAUAUAUGGAACCUGAUGAAAUUAUUGCUAGAGUAAAAUCAAAAGGAAUUCAUGAAUUAAUUGGUAGUGAAUUCAUAGUACCUGAUAUUAUAGAUCGUAGUCAAUUGAUACAACAAAGAAGUUCAAUUAUGGGGUUUUCUAAAACGACAUUAAAUAAUAUAUCAGAAUCAGUAUUUAGCCCAAAACCAUCAUUAACUUCAUUACGUAUGUUACAUUCAGAUUCAUUAAAUGUACAAUUUGCUUUAAAUGUAUAUGUGAAAGCAUAUCCAGGACCAGUUCUAUCUAUAUGGAUAUAUAUGGCUGCAUUAUGGCGACGUACUGUUACAGAAGUAUCAUAGUACCAACAGAAGUAAAGAAAAUGGUUUCCAGUGUAUAGUACUUUAACACUUUAUAAUUUUGUAAUCAAACUACCUAUGUUUACCUUGAACUAAUAAUAAUACAUGAAAAAUCGUCUUUGUAAAUGUUUUCUUUUAUGAUGACCAUGGAAAACCUGGAAACAGUGGACGGCCGUUUCGUCCUAUCGUGGAACUUCUUGGCAGUGCGCAUCCACGAUCCCGCCUCUCGAGAUUUGAACCAAGGA